AUGGACAGGAAGGACAGACAGGUCCAGAGACUCACCCGUCCUCCCACCGUCUCACAGCUGACCCAGGCCCAGGCGGGCCGGUUCAACGUGCACGUGCACGUGGAGUACGAGUGGCGCCUCCAGAACCAGGACCUGGACGAGAGCGAGGACGAGAUGGAGGACAAGCCGAUCCCGACCCGGCGGGACGAGCGCCCGGUCAGCUGCUUCCUGCCCGGCGCCGGGUCCGGGUCCGGGUCUGGGCCCGGGUCCGGGCCCAGCAUGGCGGCGCUGGCCCGGGACGCCGCCUGCCUGGCCCGGGACAGGCAGAGACCGGGACCGGGAACCAUGAUGACCAACGAGACCUACGGAACCACCAUGCUGCCGGGACCAGGACUGGGUUCAAGCCCAGGUCCCGCGCCGCCUCUGCCUGCAAGACCACCAGCAAAAGGACCAGGUCUCUCUAAACCAGCUGCCAUGGAGUCAGUCGGACGACAGCGGUCCUCGUCGGACCCGCCGAACCCCCAGACCCCCGAGAGGAAUUCCUCCAUGUACGUUCUCCCGGCUCCUCCCCCUCCUCUGGCUCCGCCUCCAGGCAGCAGGAGGUCCAGCAUGAUGGACACCAGGACCGGGACGGCCAAGACCGCCCCCCUUCCUUCCCCGCCCAUUCCUCCGCCCCCCCACUACAAAGCCCCGCCCCUCCCUCCGCCGCCCGGACCCACGUCUCCGUCUGGGUCCGUGAAACGUCCUCAAAGACCCCCAGUGAGGACACCGUCUGUGGACAAAGCAGGUGUUGUGUCUCCUGGCAGUCCUCCAACACCAAAACCCAGAACCACGUUCUCUCUGAAGCCCCGCAGGGUGAAGGCUCUGUACGACUGUCUCGCUGACAACGUGGACGAGUUGACGUUCAGUGAGGGGGACGUGAUCGUGGUGGACGGGGAGGAGGACAGCGAGUGGUGGAUUGGACACAUCGAAUCUCAGCCGGACAGACGGGGAGUGUUUCCUGUCACCUUCGUCCACUUCAUCUCAGAGUGACCAGACCACACACACACACACAGAGUAACACACAAUCACACACACACACACACACACACACACAAAGAGAAACAUACAAUCUCACACACACACACACACACACACA
Messenger RNA from Salarias fasciatus (jewelled blenny), 1117 nucleotides. Its product is annotated as arf-GAP with SH3 domain, ANK repeat and PH domain-containing protein 2-like. The transcript has 9 exons. Gene Ontology annotation, biological process: positive regulation of GTPase activity. The coding region runs from base 1 to 1011 and encodes 336 amino acids. The record is from RefSeq and is a predicted model, not a curated record. NCBI's taxonomy places the organism in Eukaryota, Metazoa, Chordata, Actinopteri, Blenniiformes, Blenniidae. Gene Ontology annotation, molecular function: GTPase activator activity; protein binding.